Messenger RNA from Mobula hypostoma (lesser devil ray), 2106 nucleotides. RefSeq names its product prospero homeobox 2 (gene prox2). The record is from RefSeq and is a predicted model, not a curated record. Gene Ontology annotation, biological process: regulation of transcription by RNA polymerase II. Lineage: Eukaryota; Metazoa; Chordata; Chondrichthyes; Myliobatiformes; Myliobatidae. The coding region runs from base 1 to 2106 and encodes 701 amino acids. Gene Ontology annotation, cellular component: nucleus. Gene Ontology annotation, molecular function: RNA polymerase II cis-regulatory region sequence-specific DNA binding; DNA-binding transcription factor activity, RNA polymerase II-specific. The transcript is spliced from 5 exons.
AUGAACCUCAACGUACCUGAACAGAAUGCAAGCAAUUCCAACAACGGCUACGUGGAGGGAAGUCAGACAAAUCUGCUUCAUGCGCACCUGAAAAGGAACACCUUUGAAGAUCCAGUGUCAUCCUACUCCAGCAGGGAUAUUAUUUCGCAGUUUCUGGAGAAAUCCUCCAAGAAGAAGAACUCAGCCGAUCAUGAGCUAAUCUUCUCCGCAAAGAACCUGUCCCGCUCCACUGCUGACUCAUUCCAAGAGGAGAGCAACAGUAACUUCUCCAAAGACGGCGGGCAGGACCCUGGCUUGUCUUUCGCUCAGCAUCCCUCAACAAACCCAGGUGAAGGGGAUCGAUUGUUUAACGAACAUUUGCAAGCAAAGAGGGCGAGAGUGGAGAACAUCAUCCGCGGAAUGAACAGUUCUCCGACUGACAGCCUUCACCACAGUGAGCUCGAGAGGGAGGGGGGUCAAAGGCGAGGAAGCCUGAACCUGUGCAAGGAGAACAAGCGGAAGCAGAGGCUCCCACAGCAGCAACAGCAGGAGCAGAAUCCCGGGAAGAGCCCUGGUCUAGUUUCGUCCCUCAAGCAGCUUAGGAGAGAGGAGUGCCAUAGGCUGAAGCAGCAGCUUCAGGAAAUGCAGGGCAGGCUUCAUGAACUUCAGGAAAAGUUUUUCCAGGUAUACGAUACAAGUGAAUCCGAGCACGAGGACCAAGAGGACGCAUCUGACUCCUGUUUCCAUUUGGCUAGUACUGAGUACGGAGAAAAUACCAUGGAAAAGUAUCACAGUGACCUUCCAGACAUGGACCAGAGUCCCUGUAUUGACCACAUUCAGACAAUUGGCCAUGAGAAAGAAAUGACACCCGGAAAGGAAGCAAGUAAGCAUCAUGAUGCGGGCAAAAAAUUCAACCGUUGUAAUAGUUAUGGUUUCUCUUCAGUGGAGAGUGGAUAUCUCGCAGAAUCUCUGAAAUAUGAGCUGACCAAUGCAGUGGCUCACAUCGUAGACUCGGCCGUACAGUUGUUCUCUGUAACACCUUCCCCCACUUCUUCUCAGUCAUUUCAAAGUUUGCCGGCCUCCAGGUCCAAGAGCACCCCACAAAAUGGUAAUACAACCCUGAGGAUGCCGAGUCAUGACUUCCAGUGUUCCUCAGACCCAGUGACGAUGCAUCAGUACUUUGACAACUGUCAAAACCCUUGUACAAUCCAAGCUCAUGAUCAGACGGAAGCAAUACCACUGGUGGUGAGAAAGUCACCCCAAAACCAGUCUAAUCUUGUUGGUCCAAUUAUUAAACAGGGCUGUCAAAUGCCGCAUAACAAACCACCAUUAACAUUGGUUCUGGACUCCCAGAUGUCUCUGACUGAAUUGCCUGACCCCAUUUUGAGAUACAACAUGCAGAAUUACAUAGGACAUACCUUCGCUGUAACUACAAAAGACAAUGUUGCUUCUAAGCCAACGUGCCUUUCAUGGGACACUGUCAAACUGAGGUCAAAGGUUACCUCGCACCACACAGCCCACCAGUUGUAUCCAGGUUUCCGGCAAAAACCACCACAGAAUCUCAAUCUUUCUCACAUCAAGUCCGAAUGUGGGGAGCCGCGAUCCAUGGUGGACAUCACUCCAUACUCAUCGGCAAACGUACAGGAGGGAUUAACACCUAAUCACUUGAAAAAAGCCAAGCUGAUGUUCUUCUAUACUCGAUACCCCAACUCUACCACACUGAAAACGUACUUCUCCGAUGUUAAGUUUAACAGAUGCAUCACUUCUCAACUUAUCAAAUGGUUCAGCAACUUCCGUGAAUUUUACUACAUCCAGAUGGAGAAGUUUGCUCGGCAGGCUGUAAACGACGGCUUGACCGAUGCCAAUGACCUAAAGGUGACGAGGGACUCUGACCUUUACCGAGCUCUCAAUGGACAUUACAACAAGGCCAAUGACUUUCAGAUCCCUCGAGAGUUUCUGGAAGUUGCUGAAGUGACUUUACGGGAGUUUUUUAACGCAGUCAAAUUGGGCAAAGACUCAGACCCUUCUUGGAAAAAGAGCAUCUACAAGGUGAUCAGUAAACUGGACAGUGAGGUGCCUGAGAUGUUUAAUUCUCAGGGGUGCCUGCAAGACAUUCUGUAUGAUUAG